GUUUCUGUACGUGACUUGACGUUGCUACAAACCAGAAACGGCAGUACAAGGCUGUUCUACACACUUUGCUAUCUGUCCGAGUGUUUCUUUGUAUUUUUGGAGUGAACAUCCAGACGGUGUUUAGCUCUGGAGUUAACAGCAUUAUGGCGUCUGGAGGCCCUGUGAUGAAUGGAGACGUCUCAUGCUCUCCCAGUCAGUCUGACACACUGGAGGAAACCCUACAGCAGAUGAACAUCCUCAUCCAGGAGAACCGAGACCUGAAAGAGGCCCUGCGUCAGACCAACAUGACGAUGAAGGAGCGUUUUGAGGGUUUGUCUGCGUGGCGGGAGAAGCAGCGGGAGGAGCGGGACUUCCUGGAAAGCAGGCUGGAGGAGGCUCGUGGCCGCAUGGAGGCGCUGACCCGCCAAAACCAGGAGCUGAGCAGGAGGCUCGAGGAGGCGGGGAGAGCAGGAGAAGCUUCAGGAGGAUGGCAGAGUGCCGAAAUGGAAGCCCUGCGUGCCCGGGUUGCUCGCCUGCAGGCAGAAAAGAACGACCUGGUGGCCAUGAACUCUGAACUGCAGCUGAAGGCGGACCAGGACUCUCAGGACGACUCCUUCAUCGAGAUCAUCAGGGUCUCGGAUGGAGGCGUUGAUGGUGUAAAUGAUGUGUGUGGCACAGAGCGCAGCAGACAUCUGGAAAUGAGCAUGACAGCGUCCCGACUGGGCAGCAAGGAGGUGACGGUGAGCCAGUUGCUCCAGUCGCUGAGGAACGAGUCUCAGCAGGCUGAUCGGCUGCAAUCAGAGCUGCAGCUUUCUACUGCCAGAAUUAGAGAGCUGGAGGAGAGGAAGAAUAAAGUAGAGAAAUCAACACAGACAAUCCAGCCAGAGACUACAGAGACAAAAGAGGGUUCUCGGAAGGAAGUGAAGGCAGCAUCUGAGGUGGAGAAUCUCAAGUCUCAGAUGAUGACACUGUUCAAAGAGCUGCAGCAGGCCCAGAGCAAGCUGGAUGAAGCAGAAGGCAUGAAGAGGAACCUGCAGGACAGAUGCCGGGAGGUGGAGCAAGAUAUGGUGACUCUGAAGGCUCAGCUGGUAGAGCAACGAGCCGUUCAGUCGGAGAACGACCGGCUGAAGCUGCAGCUGGACAGCAUGCAGGCCCAGAGCCAGAUGGAGCAGAAGAAGGCUGGGGAGGAGAGAAACAACCUGGCUCAUCUCAAGGACGCCUAUACCAAACUGUUUGAAGACUACAAUGAGCUCAAAGAGGAGAAGAAGAAGAGAGAGUGUCAGCUGGUGCAGAAGGAGUUGGUAGAUGAGCUGCACGAUCGGCUGACCACUGCUGAAGAAGCCCUAGCUGCAAAACAGAGCAAAAUUGAUGACAUGAAGCAGGAGAUAUUCCAGAAGGAGAAGGAGCUGGAGACCAUAUCUGUUUUCCAGGCUCAAGCAGAGGUCUACUCCUCAGACUUCUAUGCUGAGCGGGCAGCGAGGGAGAAACUCCAUGAAGAGAAGGAGCGUCUGGCUGCUCAGCUGGAGUUUGUAAAGAAGCAGAACACCCAGCUGCAGGAGGAGAUGGACUCACUGGGCCGGCAGUCACUGAAUGAGAUGCAGAGGAGACAUGUGUCAUUGGGCGGAAAUCAACAUGGAGCUAGUGCAAUUCUGGUUGGAAGAGGUAGUGACUGGCAGCAUCAGGGAAACAUUCCUGAACACGCCUGUCCCAAGUGCAACGAGAUCCUGCCAGACCUGGACUCUCUGCAGAUCCACAUCAUGGACUGCAUCAACUAGACCUCCCUCAUUAUAAGCAUCUACGACAGCAGCAGCAACAUAAGCACCUUAAUCUGAGUCUUCCUCUGCUUUGACCUUUACUUUAUUCUGAUCCCUGUGACAACACUCCACAGAUCCCCUACAAGAUCACUAGUAUUCACUGUAGGAUGGGAAGGCCUCGCUUUUGUCAGAAUUGUGUCAGAAUUUAGUCAGAAUUUUUAAGUAGAUGGAUUUCAAAGUUGUAUCAAGGGUUACUGUACAAGAUAAAUCUGGAAAUGAGUGUGAGAAGAAUAUGUGAUCUCUAGUUAGUUGUAUAUUUAAGCAUUGCUCAAAAACAUUUGGAAUAGUAUAGAAAUAAUGUCAUAAGACACAUCCUCUUGUAGGUUUUGGGUCCAUGCCAUCUGGCACAUAGUCUGUGAUGAAAGAAAACAACUGAAGAUGAAAAUCUUUGAGGCAAAACAAUUCUGUUACAUCGAUACAGAAACUGCACAAACCCUUUGACAAGAUUUUUGUUUGGUGCUAUUUGCCAAUCACGCACACAUUAAAUCAUCAACCAAAGUUGAGCCCUUACAAGUUGUGUUUGUUUACCAAGUUGGCUGCUGAAGGCUUUUUAAAAUUUUUUGGCGGCUCCCUCAUCAAAUUAAAAUGAUUUCUUUCUAAUUUUUUUUUUGCUUGGAAAGGAUAUUUUAGCUCAUAAUUAGGUUUUUGGUGUUGGUGUAAAAAGGACCAUGUACCAUGUAGGCACUUUAAUAUGAAGAUAUGUUUUAUUUUGACCCUGCGAAUGAUAUCUGGUAAUUAGAAAGUACUAUAUUUAACUUGUUAAUCAUCCUUUCACUGUGAGGGACAUCCUUUGUAUGGUAUGUGUAUGUGCAGGAGGCUCCAACAACAUGCUCAUUCUGUGCUCUGUAGAUUAUAAAGGCCUUUUGAAUCCAUGUUGUAAUUCUGUGAAUAAAAGUAAAAUUAUUUGCAAAA
Molecule: messenger RNA, 2705 nt
Organism: Xiphias gladius (swordfish)
Lineage: Eukaryota; Metazoa; Chordata; Actinopteri; Istiophoriformes; Xiphiidae
Gene: optn
Product: optineurin
Exons: 13
Coding region: 144-1754 (536 amino acids)
Biological process (GO): protein localization to Golgi apparatus; regulation of canonical NF-kappaB signal transduction; Golgi ribbon formation
Cellular component (GO): Golgi apparatus; nucleus; cytoplasm
Molecular function (GO): K63-linked polyubiquitin modification-dependent protein binding
Source: RefSeq, a predicted model, not a curated record